Rhodamnia argentea is the source of this 1681-nucleotide messenger RNA. RefSeq names its product AT-hook motif nuclear-localized protein 25. Gene Ontology annotation, molecular function: minor groove of adenine-thymine-rich DNA binding; DNA-binding transcription factor activity. Lineage: Eukaryota; Viridiplantae; Streptophyta; Magnoliopsida; Myrtales; Myrtaceae. The record is from RefSeq and is a predicted model, not a curated record. Gene Ontology annotation, cellular component: nucleus. Gene Ontology annotation, biological process: vegetative to reproductive phase transition of meristem. The coding region runs from base 770 to 1537 and encodes 255 amino acids. The transcript has a single exon.
UGUUUGUCAGGCAUUUUCUUCCUCUCUCACUCAACCCUUUUUCAUCUUUUGCUCCACUUUUGCAUUGGAACUCUUCUCUCUCUCUCUCUCUCUCUCUCUCUCUCUCUCUCUCUCUCUCUGAGAUAAUAAACUAGUAAACCCUCUUCACUCAAAGCCUCUCUCAGAGACCUGUUCAUCCCAGACACCAUAAGUGAUCUGAAGAACAUGAGCUCCUUCUUCGUUCACAGUGAUCUAUCUCAUCAGUGAUUGCGAUCAGUUGAUCCUAGAGCUUAGCAUUUAACGUUUAGCCUCUUAAACUUUUGCCCUUCGUCUCUUCUCCAUGAUCUUCCGCCCUCGCCUCUUUCCGGAGACCUCAAUCUCAGGCCGAGUAAAAGACGAGAAGAUGGUAGAGCGGUUCGAGAUGUUCUAAUUUUGAGGAUGGUCAGUGUCCUCAGAUAUAAGUUCUCUCUGAAACCCAGAAAACAAGAUCCUUUUUUUUUUUUUUUUUCGCUUUUGUUUUAUGCACUUACAAGGUUCGAAGUAGUAAAUGCAAGAAGAUCAGAUCACCUGUAAAGAACAUAGCUUUCACUUUUGCCCUCCGUCAGUUUCCUCUUUUUCUGGUAGUCUUAAGCUGUUCUUGAGCUUUCUUGCUUCAUUCCUUUGAUCUUCUAGCCUGUCCUAUUCUACUGCAUAGAAACCCUAGCUGGAAUGUUAGAAUACCCCAAAGAAAAAAGGAAGUGCUAACUUCUAUUCAUGGAGACCUAGAGAGAGAUUGAGAGAAAUUAGGGCAAUGUCCGGUUCAAGAGAUCCUGAAGCACCCACCACCAGCUCAGGCACACCAUCCUCCUCCGGUCGCAGACCACGUGGCCGCCCUCAGGGCUCCAAGAACAAGCCCAAGCCCCCAAUCAUCAUCACCCGAGACACCCCCAACGCCCUCCAAUCCCAUGUGCUUGAGGUCUCCGCCGGAUCCGACAUUGUUGACGCCAUCACGACCUAUGCCCGCCGCCGCGGCCGGGGCAUCUCCAUCCUUAGUGGCACCGGUGCCGUCACCAAUGUCACACUCCGCCAGCCCGCCACGCCGUCCGGGAGCAUCAUCACCAUGCAUGGAAGAUUCGACAUCCUUUCGCUGACGGGGACGGUGUUGCCACCUCCCGCGCCACCGGGUGCUGGGGGAUUGGCGAUAUAUCUUGCGGGAGGACAGGGGCAGGUAGUGGGUGGGAGCGUGGCUGGGCCCUUGAUGGCAUUGGGGCCAGUGGUGCUGAUGGCAGCGUCCUUUGCGAACGCGAUGUUCGAUAGGUUGCCUUUGGAGGAAGCGAGGGAGGACGCGCCGCUGGCACAAAUGCAGCCAUCGGCAUCGCAGUCGUCGGACGCGACGCCUUGUGGAGGUGAUCAAAUGGGCGAAGGGGUGAGCAGGACUAGCGCAGGUGGCGGCAGUGGGAACAGCGGCAGUUCUGUCCCGUUCUACAAUUUGGGAGGGGGAAAUUAUCCUUUCUCUAGCGGCGAUGUGUUCGGUUGGGGCAGCGGAGGCAGCGGAGGUGCAGGACGGCCUCCCUUUUAGGAUUUCCUUAUGAAGGUAAGGUGUGUGGAGGAUGAGUAUUUGAUCUGUUUGUUAAUCAAGACCUCACACACGGUGAUCAAGAAAGAGAGGAUUAAACUAGAAAUUCAAGCAUACGUCCAUACACAUCAGCUUAGAAGUCGCAAA